UCAGAAUUUUUUUGAUUGGAAAUUACUCUUCUUUUUCUGUGGAAAUCUUGGCAGUACGUCAUUUCAAACAUGUUGAAUGAAAUGGGAUUGAUCAAAAGAAAGUUAUAAUAGGAGUUCUAUCGACAAUGAAGUACAUAAUUAGUGCGACAACGUCAAAACCAUCCACAAACGUUCCCCCGAGUGGUGGCGGUGGUUCUUUGACCAUAUUGGACCCAAACGGUGCAAUCUUGUCAUCGCUUCGAUCGAGCGCCGAUCUAUCUGGUAGAGCUGGAAUGGGAAUCUCUUCCUUGUGUUCUUUCCCUCAAGAAUUUUCGAAAGCGAACAAUGUUGGAAGUGGUGGGGACAAUACGCAGCCUGUGAUUGGCUACGGGGGAAACUGUGUUAAACGAGGCGACAACUAUGGAAUGCUUAUAUCGAUUCGAUCAUCCUCAUCACCACCUAUCAUGCACUGGAAAUGCCGACUUCCUGAAACAGAAAUGAGUGGUGGAUUGUCCAUUUCACCAUGCGGACAUUAUGUUGUCGGUGGUGGUUCCUCGGGUUCUUGUUUUGUGUGGUCUUCGAUAGGAGGCGAGCUUCUCAGAACCAUCAAGGCACACUAUAGAUCUGUUACAAGUAUCGCUUGGAGCGAUUGUGGGCGGUAUUUGGUGACCGGUGGUGCCGAUGGAAUGGUUCACCUUUUUUCAUUGAUGAGUCUCGUGGACGUCGCUUCUAGCUCCGCCAAAAUUUCGAAACAGCGCAAUGUUCCGCCAAUCCAUACCUUUUCCGUACAUCAUUUUCCUGUCACCAGCUUGGUCCAACUUGCGGGUGGACGUAUCGCCUCCUCCGCAGAGGACGGCCAGGUUCUAGUCCUUGAAUUAUUUUCGAAAAAAGUUUUAGUCAAUAUCCAAUUUCCUCAUGGGAUUCAAUGCAUGGAGCACUACAACGGUAGACUCUAUGCAGGUUCGACGCAAGGGACGAUAUUUUCUGUUGAUUUAGAUGCUUAUGCCAUGCACGAAACAGAAAAGCUAGGUGCCAUUUUUGCCAAUAAACGAAGACGUCAGGAGCAAUUGGAUACAGAAUCAACCGAGAAUUGGACAUUAGAAGAAAAAGUGUUUGGAAAGAAAAAGACUGACACUAUCAAGAAUUCAAAGGGCGACAACAAUAACCAGGAACAAGGGUAUCGGACAGAUUGGAUUGGUCACGACCACGCCGUAACUUCGAUCGCGUUGUUGACAGAGUCCGAGCCACGAAAAAUGAUUAGCGGAGACAGCUUUGGCCAGAUUCGCAUUUGGGAACUAGAAUCUCGGACCUGUUUGAGUGUCGUUCACCCAUGGUCCUCCGCGUUCGCGAACGCAAGCAACGCCGAUGACAAAAAGAAAUCGCCUACUCAUCCUGUCACUUCGCUACGGAUUAUAGCACAGCCUGAUGUUCCUCCGUCGUCCGGAAUAUUUCAUUCGCCCGCUGGGAGUAGCAAGAAUUUAUCGAGUUUUUCAACUCUGGUAACUCCUCUUCAGAAGUAUAUCUCUGAUGGUAUCGAAUCGGCCAACUCUAGUAACGCAUGCCCAUCUAUAGCUGCUGGCACCAUUCGUGUUCCAUUUCUGAAAAGCAAUCGGACAGCCCAAAAUAUGGCAUACUGGGAGGCGCGUCCGAUUUUACGAGAGGCGAAGAUUCAACAGCAAUCGCUCAAAGAGGGCGGCAAGUCGGAGGUCAAAGAAGAAAUCGCUUCUAUGCGUGAACAGAUCAAGAAACUCCAGGAACAACUCCAGGCGAAAGACUCGGAAGUCAAAAGGUGGCAAACGGUCAAUAACAAACUCAUGUCGAAACUACAAACUAAAUCAUAAAUACAACUGAACAACAUUUUUUUCUGCGAAACAUGCUCAAAGUCAGAGCAGUAACAACCCAAUUCUACCAUGUGGAAAAUUGAACAAUUAAUUCGGGCCAUUAUUGGAUGUGGAAAAACUGUGGUCAAUGGAAACUCUAACUAUUGCAUAGCAUAAAAAUAUUAUCAACAA
Molecule: messenger RNA, 1991 nt
Organism: Pseudo-nitzschia multistriata
Lineage: Eukaryota; Bacillariophyta; Bacillariophyceae; Bacillariales; Bacillariaceae
Source: the annotation of a GenBank genome assembly